Stylophora pistillata is the source of this 1086-nucleotide messenger RNA. Its product is annotated as melatonin receptor type 1B-B-like. The record is from RefSeq and is a predicted model, not a curated record. Gene Ontology annotation, biological process: G protein-coupled receptor signaling pathway. Gene Ontology annotation, molecular function: G protein-coupled receptor activity. Lineage: Eukaryota; Metazoa; Cnidaria; Anthozoa; Scleractinia; Pocilloporidae. Gene Ontology annotation, cellular component: membrane.
AUGAAUGUCACAUUUACAAGUACAGAGGUGUUCUCCCAACAGUUGCAAAGUCGAACAACGGCAAUUCGAUUCGUGGAAUCUUUUGUGAUGCUUCUUAUUAAUCUAACUUCCUUUGCCGGCAAUCUUCUGCUUGGAAUCGCUGCAAUCAAAAAUCCAUCUCUUGGAAGAUCUGUUACCAAUUUGUACAUCAUAACUCUGGCGUUCUCCGACUUUCUUCUAUCUUUACUUGGAAUUCCCUUCUCAGUAGCCACUCUCAUGGUUGGACGAUGGCCCUUCAAUAACUUUCUUUGCCAGCUUCAGGGUUUUUGGAUUCUCCUGAUGUGUGCAAUCUCCCUUGAAACUGUAGCCGUUACUGCUGUAAACAGGUACUUUCGAGUGGUACAUUCCCGUGCGCUGUAUCAAACAGUGUUCAACGCCAAGAAAACCAGACUAACGAUGGCGAUUUUGUUUAUUAUAGCUUUCCUCGCACCCCUUCCUUACGUCGUUGCCGGACACGAGUUUUCUUUCCAUCCUGCGAAAGCCAUGUGUGCGCAUAACGUCGAGAGUCUGUAUAACGGCUACGGAGCGUACUUGGUCCUCGUGUACGUAGCUGUUCCAUUAAUUGCAAUCAUAGUAUGUUAUACCAGGGUGUUCAUGAAGGUGCGGAAACACAAUUUGAAUUUCGUUUCCCGGCUUCGUGGUAGAAGCCAACUUGAUCCAUCGAUAAACUGCAGCCUUUCAGUGGACGAAGUCAACGUGACUUAUACUCUUCUAGUCGUCGUGACAGGUUUUCUAGUUUGCUGGACGCCUGUUGUAGUAAUCGACUUGAUCGACUUUAUAAACUCAGAUUGGAAACUCCAACGACAAGUGUACGUGAGUUACACUUGUUUAGCAUUCGCCAGCGCUUCUCUCAACCCCAUCAUUUAUGGCAUCAUGAAUCCUUCCUUUCGUGUAGAGUAUUUGCGCAUCUUAGCGGCCUUCAAGUUCUGGUCUCUACGCAGAGGUGUCCAAAUCGAGAAUCAUAGCGUCAGAACCACCAAGAAGAAUAUGGCACUUGAGAUAAGACAGAUAAAGUAAAGGAUAAAGGAGGAAAGCAAGCAUCAACAU